This is a messenger RNA of Theobroma cacao (cacao), 2690 nucleotides long. RefSeq lists its product as uncharacterized. The record is from RefSeq and is a predicted model, not a curated record. NCBI's taxonomy places the organism in Eukaryota, Viridiplantae, Streptophyta, Magnoliopsida, Malvales, Malvaceae.
UCCAUAAAAUAGAAAAUGAAGUAGCGUCUUUGAAGUGAGAACCCUGGAAUUGGGACUGAUGAACAGGGUCCAAAUGGUUCAAACUCUUCUAACUCUGUUUCGUGUCUUAAUACAACUGAUUAAAUCCAUGGAUACAAACAAUGUAAGCAGAUGAACCAUCUUUUAAGAUUGAUAUUGCAAGAUCUUUUGUCGAUUUCGUUAAUAGACAAAAGUCCAUCUCUAUCCUCAGAUGUAGAUUUAGUUACCCGACAAAGGUCAUCUGGGUAAUUGCACACUCCCAACACUUUCCUUAUAUUCCAUGCCUCACUCUUACGCACCCUUCAAAAGAGCAGAAGGCAGAGACUUGUCAAAAAAAAGGAGUGAAGAAGCAGUCUUCCUUUUAAAACCCCCCCUACUGAACUUUUUUUUCAUUUUAACUCGUGUCAAGGUUCCCUCCUUUGCAGUUCUACUACCUGUGUCUCUUUAUGGAAGAAGAUGAGAAUGAGAAUCCUUGGGAGUAUUUGAAAUCGAUUGAAAUUGUUACCAUGGUUUCUUCUUCGAAAACAAUUUCUAAUCUUUCUUUUCUCUCCUCAAAUGAACCUCUUCUCUCCUUCGUUAUCACGCUUUACAUUUUAAUUCUUCUUUAUUUCCCUCAAAGCUUUUCUCUCAAAAUCUUUUUCUUCCCUGUCCUCGUUUUGACUGCUUCCCUCUUGCUUUCCCUCCUUCGUCUCGGCGCCAUCCAAAGAACCCAAACGGAAACCAAAGAAAAAAGAAGCCUUGCCGAAGCUGAAGCAGAAAAAACAGAUUUUUCACAACAAGAGCUCAAAUGGUCCACAUGCAAAAAGGACCCAGAGCUUGUAAUGCAGAGUUUCGAAGAAACGUUCGUUGAAUGGGACGUGGGAGCUCCACUAGAGGUUAUAUAUGAAGGACAUGAAGGAGAAGAAGAGGAUCCCAAUGAGAACGUCUCCAAUCCGACCCGGGUUAUCGAGAGGUACCCUUCCUUGUCGCUUUACUACCCGGAGUCCGACUCGGAUAGCUCGUCGUCGGAAACGGACUAUCUGGCGAUCGGAGAAUGGGUUUCGUCGGAGAAGAUAUGUUACAGAUGGGAAGAGGAAGACAGAGAAGGUUUGAUUGAGAUAGCUUUGGAUAAGAGAGACUUGGAUUUUCAUGGAGAAGAAGAGAACUUGAUAGAGAUUGACAUUUCUUCUGUUAAGGAUUAGACUCAGCUAAUGCUGCAUUAAUCAAAUUUUAAUCAAAGGUUAAAGUAAAAAGUGUAUAGAGAGAGAGAGAGAGAGUUGAGGUUUUCGGAUUCUGGAAUCGGAUGUUGGAUUGUUUUGUAGAAGGAUUACCGCUUGUAUUAUAUCCAUGUUUAAACUUAAAGUACAAUUAGUCCCUAAACCCAAGAGUUUUAAUCGGGUUUAGGUUAUGAGAUAACUGGUAUUUGGCCCUUUCUUUCUUGUUCCUUUUCUUCUUUGGGGUGACAAGACCAAGAGUUGGUUGAGAAUUGUGAGGAACACGUGGCUUUGUUGUUGGAAGGGAAAGUGGAAGACAGGGUGACCUUGAUAAAUGGGGUUUGAAUGACAUGUACAAGUCUUAAAUGUACCCCAAGAAAUUCAUGAACAUUGGGGUGAUAGAGAUGUCACAUACCAAAAGAAGAGAAAGAACAGAAACAUCUGGCACGGCGGUCAAGUUGUGGCAGAUGUCGGACCAGAGAAAGAUAGGUUCCCUUCCUUUCCUACCACCAUCUCUCUUUCUUCAUUCUCAGUGCCAUGUUUCCAGCUGUUUCCCCUUCAUGAAUUUCGUCUUGUUUUGUUCAACAUCAGUUUUGAGAUCUCAACUGUUUCACCUGAUAAUUAGGUUAUGAGCAUGAGGUGAUUAGAUUUGGGAUUCAGUUCCCACCUUAGAACCUAGUAGGAAAACAAGAAAAACAGCACAGAUAAGAGCAAUUUUCAUUUGAUAUUUUUCUGCCUUUUUUGGUAGACACUGCUACUGAUCUCCAACGGUGCCAACUUGUCAGGGGAUUAAUAAACGAUUGGUAUGGGUUUUCAGGCCGAUAUAGUCCAAAACUGAACAAAAAUCUAAAGUGUUCAUGACUUCACAAGUGACUCACUGUGUGGAUAAGGUCAUACAGUUUCGAGUCUGGUUUUACAUGUUUGGUCUGUUUGGAGCAAAACUCAUCUAGGGUUUAGGGCUAUAGUUGAGAUGUAGACUAAACCUUAUCUUAACAAAGCCAACCAAGACCUUAUCAGAGUUAUUAGAGCACUGAGAACUGUACGUUGCCAAAUUUGAAUACUGUUCCAUUGAUGAGCUCUGAUUAGAUUUACGCCAAAUUUUGUGUGUUGAAGGAAAAGGAGUGCCAGGAGAUGAUAUACAAGCAAAGUCUGAUGUUUCCUUUGUUUGCUAGUUGGUGACGUGCCAACAUCAUGCAAAGCCUCCUUGAACAGCUUGGAGUAAUGGGACUGAACCACUUGAAUCAAUAAUGAAGAAAUAAGAGAAAUUUAUUGACUUUUCACACCGACGGCCGGCCCCCUUACAUCAAAAAGUUCUUUUCUUUCACUCUUGAUAAUUUAUCUAUGAUUUCAAAAGCUUUUUGAAGUUAGCUUUUGCUAUUCUUGUUAAGUUGUUAAUGCUAUUCAUUUUGAAGUGUACAGUCCCCGGUUUGACCUCUUGUUCUUGAAAUAUAUGUCUGGCUAGAUUUAUCCUUGGAUUCA